Oxyura jamaicensis (ruddy duck) is the source of this 1172-nucleotide messenger RNA. It is a transcript of the gene MED7, whose product is annotated as mediator complex subunit 7. The transcript has 2 exons. Gene Ontology annotation, molecular function: transcription coregulator activity. The record is from RefSeq and is a predicted model, not a curated record. Lineage: Eukaryota; Metazoa; Chordata; Aves; Anseriformes; Anatidae. Gene Ontology annotation, cellular component: mediator complex. Gene Ontology annotation, biological process: regulation of transcription by RNA polymerase II. The coding region runs from base 224 to 916 and encodes 230 amino acids.
GUAGGUGGCCGGGCAUCUCCGUCCUGCCGCCGCAUCGGGUCCUGUCAGGGCCCGGCCGGAGCCGCGGGGCUGCGGCGUGGAGGCCGCCCCCUGCCCUGCGGGCCGGGCCUGUCUCCCGGCGGUGGUUUACAGCUGCUCCCCGCCUGCCUUGGUGGAGCCUUGGGUAGGGAAGGGCUUUCCCCCCUCUUCCUGUGGCUGCGCUGUGUACUUUCAUCUGGCAAAAAUGGGUGAGCCCCAGCAAGUGAGUGCUCUUCCUCCGCCUCCAAUGCAAUAUAUAAAAGAAUAUACUGAUGAAAAUAUCCGUAAAGGCCUGGCACCAAAGCCACCUCCGCCUGUGAAAGACAGUUACAUGAUGUUUGGUAAUCAGUUCCAGUGUGAUGAUCUAAUUAUCCGACCCUUGGAAAGUCAGGGUAUUGAACGCUUGCAUCCUAUGCAGUUUGAUCACAAGAAGGAAUUAAGAAAGCUUAAUAUGUCUAUCCUGGUCAACUUUCUGGAUCUCUUGGAUAUCUUGAUAAGGAGUCCAGGGAGUAUAAAGCGAGAAGAGAAACUGGAGGACUUGAAACUGCUUUUUGUUCAUGUCCAUCAUCUUAUAAAUGAGUACCGUCCUCACCAAGCUAGGGAGACCUUGCGAGUCAUGAUGGAAGUGCAGAAACGUCAGCGUUUGGAAACUGCAGAACGAUUUCAGAAGCAUUUAGAGCGAGUUGUAGAGAUGAUUCAGAACUGCCUGGCUUCUUUGCCUGAUGAUCUGCCUCACUCAGAGGGAGGACUGCGAGUAAAAACAGAACCAAUGGAUACUGAUGAUGGCAACAACUGCAUUGGACAGAGUGAAAAACAGAGAGAGCGUGCUGGUUGCAAGAGAGACCAGGUUUUAGACAAAGAUGCAGCUAUGUGUAGCAUUAUUGAUGAAAUGACAUGAAAAAACAUCUUACAUUAGCUUACUACAUGGAGAAGCAGAAUGGAUUCUGAGGGUCUAUGUUAUGUCUUGUUUUCCUGUUAUACAAGCAGUCAAAGCAUUUAUAGUGCACCUGUUGGGGGCAGGUUGUGAGUGACUAAGCAGAUGAAAAUGUUUAAUAUUUUCUGAACUGUGUGUGUAUUGUUAAAAAUGUGUGCUUUUUGUUAAAUGAUUCAUGUGAGGUGAAAGCCACAUUAAAGUUAUUUUUUUCUGACUUAUA